AUGAGUUCAUCUUCAGGUGAGGUGAAACUGACAGCUUGUAACAGGAUUGAAACAGACGAAGAGUAUUGCGCACGUAACAACAUAAAUGACCUUUCUAGUGUGAUUGGUGAUGCUUUCACACAAGGUGUACCGGACAUUGACAAGCAAACAACCAACUCCUUGAAGGACAUCCAACUAAAGUCCAAGGAUAACGUAGCGCUUCCAUAUUUAAAUGGUUCAUUCUUCUCUCCCGAUUUACAGAGUCAAAGAAAAAAAGUUCUUCUAAAAUUCAUCCUCACGAACUGCUUGCUGGCCAUAAUUUGUUUUACAAUGUUUGUUUUGUUUUGGGGGGCUCUUUACGAUACUAGCAAGUACUUACACAAAGUUAAGCUGCUGGCUGUCAUCCAAGAACCUCCUGUGGUGAUUUUGGACAACAACAGUUCUAUGGUCGUGCCUUCUAUAUCAUAUGCUCUUCCCGCAUUGAUUAAUAAAGUGCCCUGCGAUUGGGAAAUUCAUAAUACUUCUAGCUUCGAAACGAAGUUUCACGUGAACACGUCCAAGCAAAUCAAUGAUAAGGUCAUAGAAUUGAUCUAUGACGAAAAAUAUUGGUUUGCCAUUAAUAUCAAGCCAAACGCCACACAGACUCUUUUUGAAUCAUUGGUUAAUGAUACUGCUCCGUUAUUCAAUUCCACAGUGUUUAACCAAGUGGUAUAUGAAACUGGUAGAGACCCAACAAACCUGAAGUCCACGAUUUUACCAUUUGCUCAGAAGAUUGAAGAGUACUAUCAAACGUUCUAUGCAUUAGAUUACCUACCAGCAUUAAUGACGAACAUUACGCAGGCAUACAACUAUAUCCUGACGGGAAAUAUAAGGCAUAUCACAGCAGCAGGCAAAUAUAACUACGAAUACUACGACCAUAGACCAUUCACAGACCGUAUUCUGCUUGCGCCCACCCAGAUCGGUGUUGUUUACUGUUUACUGCUAACCUUUUUCCAGUUUUUGUUAUAUGGUCCAUUGCAUGUCGAAAUGGCAAAAGUGCUAAGGCCAGCCAAUGGUUUACUAUACCGUAUUGCCAUGUCAUGGUUCACCUUUUUCUUUGCAUCUUUGUUCUUCUGUACAACAACCGCCAUCUUUGAUGUGGAUUUUAACAAGUCCUUCGGUAGAGGUGGCUUCAUUAUAUAUUGGAUGUCUACGUGGCUCUUCAUGCUUGCCGCUGGCGGAGCUAAUGAGAAUGCAGUAAUGCUUGUCAUUACCAUAGGUCCUCAGUAUCUCGGGUUCUGGAUACUAUCGUUUGUCAUCCUUAAUAUUGCGCCAUCCUUCUUCCCUUUAGCGCUAAAUAAUAAUGUCUACAGAUAUGGCUACAUGAUGCCAGUUCAUAACGCCAUUGAUAUUUACAGAGUUAUUUUCUUUGACGUGUCAAGGCGCAAGAUGGGUAGAAACUAUGGUAUUUUAACCGCACUUAUUGCGUUAAAUACGGUAUUGUUGCCAUUUGUUAGUAAAUAUGCGGGUAAAAAAUUAAAACAAAAGGCUUUAGCUGCAGCGAAACAAGGUUGA
Saccharomyces mikatae IFO 1815 is the source of this 1533-nucleotide messenger RNA. RefSeq lists its product as uncharacterized. The coding region runs from base 1 to 1533 and encodes 510 amino acids. Gene Ontology annotation, cellular component: membrane. The transcript has a single exon. Lineage: Eukaryota; Fungi; Ascomycota; Saccharomycetes; Saccharomycetales; Saccharomycetaceae. The record is from RefSeq and is a predicted model, not a curated record.